Aphanomyces astaci is the source of this 2265-nucleotide messenger RNA. RefSeq lists its product as hypothetical. The transcript has 3 exons. The record is from RefSeq and is a predicted model, not a curated record. The coding region runs from base 47 to 1354 and encodes 435 amino acids. NCBI's taxonomy places the organism in Eukaryota, Oomycota, Saprolegniomycetes, Saprolegniales, Verrucalvaceae. Gene Ontology annotation, molecular function: 2-oxoglutarate-dependent dioxygenase activity.
UUGCAGCGCAGAGGCACGCAGACGUGAAGCUAAUUGUCACUGUACCAUGGCCAAGCAGAGUAAGCGAAGUAGCGCCGAGGAGAAGCAGGUUUCGACCAAGAAGGCGAAGCGGGAUAGUAAGGUGCAGUACACUGGCUGGGAAGUGCCGCAUGCCAACUACACCCUGGACUCGGUCAACGUCGGCGACUUGACGCCAGAAGGGUUUUACGACACAUACGUCAAGACCCGUCGACCUGUGGUCAUCAAAGGAUUCCUUCAAGACCCGUCGUUUGUGGCCCCAACGAAGUGGACCAACGCGUACUUGACGCGUCAAGCAGGCUCCCAAAAACUGAUGGUCGAAGAGCGGGCGUCGACGGCCGACUCGUACGGCCAAGGCAACGAAGUGCCCAUGACGUUCGCCGAGUUCAUCCGUCUCUUGGAAGCCAAAGACACGCUGCAUUACCUCACGACGCAGGACGUGGAAGCGGACCCCGAGACCGACCGGCCGCAGUUGAUGGCGCCGAUUGUUCAAGCGCUGUCGGGUGACUUUCCAGUGUCGCCGGCGCUCAUGGGCAAUUUGAUUCCUCAAAACAUCAACAUUUGGAUGGGAAUGUCCACGGAGGGGUCGACCUCGGGCCUCCAUCACGACUACCACGACAACCUGUACAUUUUGCUGCGCGGUCGGAAGCGCUUCCGGCUGUACAGUCCUGGGGACGUUGACUCCAUGUACACGAGAGGAACGCUGCUAAAAGUCCACCCCAACGGUCGCAUCAACUACGAAGGCGACGAAACCACCGCGUACGGCGCGGACUUGCACUCGGACCAAGCUGCGUCUGCAUUUUCAGCCCAGCAACGUGCUGAAAAGGAGCUGGAGGAAGCUGAACGAGAGCUGGCCAACAACGUCCCUGGGGCCGCCGAACGCGUGGCGAAAGCCGAAGAACAACUUGAAGCGGCGAUGGACGACGCCAUGGAAGUGGAAUUUGACGACGAUGACGAUGAUGGUGACGACGACGACAAUGCGGGAGCAGACGUGGAGGACGACACGACUCGUGUAGUGGACAAAACAGUCAAAGACCCCGUGAGCUUUAGCCGCGUCAAGACAAGUAGACCGAACGAUGACCUGCAGCGAGAGUUUCCACGGUUUGCAGACGCCCGCGCGGCGUUUUGCGAUGUGAACGUGGGCGAAAUGCUCUACCUUCCCGCGUCGUGGUUCCACGAAGUCGUGUCGUUCAACGGAGCAACUGACGACGGGCACUUGGCACUCAACUACUGGUACCACCCUCCGGAUGCCACCGACUGCUUUGCCACGCCGUACACGAGCCCGUUUUGGACCAAUGAUUACGCAGCCCGCAACCUUGCCGAGUCAUCUUCGUAAUCGACAGAUUUUGCAAACCGGUUGAAGCAUGUGUUUGACAAAACCGGAACAAACCAUCCGAUGAGAGAAACUCCGAGAAUUUAUGUACAUGUACUGGCAAACCUCCACGGAAAGGAAGCAAUACCCUUGGUGGCUGGCAUCCAGACCAGCCCUUAUUAAUAAUACCUGUGUUACUUGGAAUUACUUUUUCAUUUACUAAAAAUAUCUAGCCCUUACUGAAUUCUGCUUCUCCGUGGUGAUCACAAACUGCUUAUAAUAUCGCUUCGAUAACGCUUACUGUCUACUCUGUGACGAUAGGUCCAAGUGGGGCUGCAUACAUGUGCAACGCCGAUCACCUACCUGCAUACGCACCUUGGCUACACCAACAUUUACCAGUUCGUGUGUGAUGUACUGUACAUGACCGUGGUUGGGUGUGAAGUUACAAUAACGAGCGCAAUGCACUGUACCAAUGGUGGCCUCGUCUUGCGUCCAUGUUGAUCGCCAGCAUCGACGAACGGGUCCUCAGUUGCUUCGCUCCUUAACCUCCUAUAAAAGUUUGAGCAAUGCCUACAGAUGUCGAGUGCGACGUACCUGACACCCACCCACUGUAAGAACGAGUCGACCCUAGUCUGGUGGUAUAGUAGGCCGUGGGGUGGUUGCUCUGUGCGACCCGUCACCCCGAGUCGAGUAGCGCAAUUGGAGGUGCAAGUGUCUGGCGUGGUGUAGGCAGUGCAUGUGGGGCUCUUGUCUUCCGACAAUAUACUGGCGUAUUGCCUCAAUGCCACAGCAUUUCGGUGUGUGCCCUCCACACGCCAGCCGGGCCGUCAGAACCAACCACAGCAUGAAUACUUAGCCGUAGAAGUUAUCCGGAGUAGUGUAACGCUUCUUUGCAAACUCGAUAAAGGCAGCGCCACCUCACUAUCCGUAUUCAC